AAGCCGCCUCGUUUUGCUCCCAGACCGCCUCCUCCCCCCACCGCCGCCACGCGAGGCUGCGGCGCACGGUAUGGGUGUGUUUGUGUGUAUUUGUGUGGGGAGGGCGUUUAUAGGGAAGGCUACCGAGAGCUCCGAGGCCGCUGGGGGGCAGGGAUCCCGGUGACAAAGAUGAGGAUAUUUUCUCUGUCUUCUACUUGGAAACCUCAAUCCCCCUUUCAGGCACCCUAGGCACUUCCUGGGGCCCAACCGAAGGUCGUACCCAUCCAAAGCGGCCCCAUCCUUUCUGGGGAGUGAAACCCAACCCCCGGGGUCCAUCCCAGCGGAGCGUGAGCGAGGAAUGCCCCGGUCAACCGGGCCGUCCGAAUUCCGCGCCGGCGCAGCCUCCGGGCCUCAGUCCGGGAGAGAGAUCUGCCUGUCGAUCUGGGCUGGGGGAAAGGCAGCCGUGGCCUGGGCCACGGGUGAGGGCAGAAUAACCGGUGGGAAGGCUGCGUUUUCACGAAGGACUCGGGUGAAGCUGCAGAGCUGCCUUUGAGCCCUGACUCCUUGGCUUCCUGGGUCGGAGGAGAUCUUGUAAUGGAAUGGUUCUUCGUCUCACACUAACAAGAUGCCUGAUUUCCUCAGGAUCGAGGGAUUGAAGAAUGUCCCGGGUUCCACUGGGGAAAGUCCUCCUGAGGAAUGUCAUCCGGCACACAGAUGCUCACAAUAAGAUUCAGGAGGAAUCAGAUAUGUGGAAAAUAAGAGAACUGGAGAAACAGAUGGAAGAUGAUUACCAUGGAACUAAAAGGAAAAUGUUACCCAGCAGUUCAAGCCGGAUGCGUAGUGAUGGUUUUGAUGAAGAAAGUCAAAGAGGCUAUUGGAGGCCAAAGAAUGACAUUUCUGGGACACUGGAAGAUGAUUUUCUUAAGGCUAAAUCCUGGAACAAGAAGAUGUAUGAUUAUGAGGCUAAUAUGCCAGACAGGUGGGGCCAUAGUGGUUACAAAGAGUUAUACCCUGAAGAAUUUGAAACAGACAGUGAUCAGCAAGAUAUUACCAAUGGAAAAAAAACAUCUCCCCAGGUAAAAUCAUCUACCCAUGAAUCCCGCAAACACAAGAAGUCAAAGAAAUCCCAUAAAAAAAAGCAGAAAAAAAGGUCACAUAAAAAACAGAAGAAAAGCAAAAAAGAAGCUACGGAUAUAACAGCAGAUUCUUCAAGCGAGUUCUCAGAAGAAACUGGGGCUUCUAGUAGCACGAAAAGGAAACAACCACAUAAGCGCAAGAAAAAAUCCAGGAAAAAGUCUCUCAAAAAAUCUGCUUUAUUCUUAGAGGCAGAAAAUGACACUUCCCAGUCAGAUGAUUCAGCAUCCAGCAGUUCUGAGGAAAGUGAGGAAAGAGACACUAAGAAAACCAAAAGGAAAAAGAGAGAGAAAAAAGUCCAUGUCCCUGUAGCUAACAAUGAAAUACAGGAGAGGACAAAUAAACGCACAAAUUGGAAAGUGGCUACAGAUGAAAGGUCUGCUGAGAGCUCAGAGGAUGACUAAAUGGGAAAGGAACAUUCUUAUUUCCCAUGUGACUGGUUAUUUACAGCUCUUACUCCUUGGGGUUUUGCCAGGGACUCCCGUUCAACACAGGGGGCCUGAGGUCAGAGCUGUCUGGUGCCAUCUAUAUAUGUUCUGACAGACUUCUUGUCUUCUAUUUUGGCCUGUUAAACUUGAUCCCCUUUUCUUGUUAAUAGGGAAUCUGGUAUUUUGUUAUGAAGGUUUCUUGAAGAGAUUAUUUUUUGCAAUGAAUCACAUUUAGUGUAGAGCACAUAUACAGCAAAUUAAAGGACCCAGAAAGCUGAAUCCAAUAAUGACCUGGGUAUACCAAUUGGAAUAUUGAAUUUGGGGAAAUAAGGGCUGGGAUCAAGAGGUGGAUUGGAACCAGUACUGUGUAGAAAGGUAUGACAAGGAAACACUAUGUUGCUCUCUUUGUUUAUAUAGCAGAUGUCAUAACUGGCUGGUCUUUAGCCUUGGUGCUUUGAACCUUCUUUAUUUUGACCCCACAGGUAUGGUCCAAUUUGCUUAAUGAGGAAAUGCGCUUAAGAACAGACCUUUCCCCUUCAUGAUAACAUCCAUAGACAACUGUUAUUAGAAGGGACUAGGGUUUUCUCAAAUUUCCCUGCUGGACAGGGUCUCGAGCUACACUUAGUAUGCCCCAAAACAUAGUAAUUGGCUAGUAAAUGGUUUUUUAGUUCUAUUGCUAUAUAUUGCCUAAACAGACUUGUGUUCAAAAUUAUUUCUUCAGAUGACCCUCUACCAAAUGGGGAAGAAUUAGCAAUUAGUCAUGUUGUUAAAAUGGUGCUCUGAACAGGAUUCAGGGCAACAACUGCCAUUUAAAUGUUACCUUCCUUGUUCAUUUCUUAAUCUGUUAAUGAACUUUAAAGUUUUCCCUGAAACUAAGUUGAAUCAUUUCCAAAACGAAACAGGCUUCUCAGGGACAUAUCCACUUCUAUCUUUGGAUUAAAGCACCAAGCAGAGACCACAUUAUUUCCCUUUGCUAUACUGUGAUCCCUACUAUGUUAAUUCUUAAGAAACCAAAAUAUAAAUGAAAGAAGGUUGGCAGAACACAAGUGAAUUUCUUCACUAUGGGAGAAAAGAUCAAGUGACACAUUGUCAUUUUUUUCUGGUUGUCACUUUGUGGGCUAAGUAAAAAUCUUGAAAACUCACACUUUUGGUCUUGGUUCUGCCACCAAUGGGUUAUGAGGAGGUCCAGAGCAGGUAAGUUAACCUCCCUGGCCUUACUUUCCCCAUGUGUUAAUACCGAAUUACUUCAUGGUAGCAUGACAGUAUAAGACACCAGCAAUAGAAUACAACUAUGAUGACAUUCCAUGAAGUGGUAUUUUAUAGUUCUAACUAUUAAAUUUGUUCUCUUUAUGGAACAGAUAUCUAAUAAAGUACUUGGUCUUAUGUGGUUGGCCAGAGGUGCCCUAUCCCUUGACUACGAGCUGGUGCUCCCUUUUGGGAUAUUUAUUUGAAAUAUCAAUACUUUGGUACUCAA
This is a messenger RNA of Lemur catta (Ring-tailed lemur), 3015 nucleotides long. RefSeq names its product NKAP domain containing 1 (gene NKAPD1). Lineage: Eukaryota; Metazoa; Chordata; Mammalia; Primates; Lemuridae. The coding region runs from base 639 to 1517 and encodes 292 amino acids. The transcript is spliced from 6 exons. The record is from RefSeq and is a predicted model, not a curated record.